GGCACGUGAAUGUUUCCGACGCAAGUUCAGCCACACGUACUGGGAUGUCAAACACACCGAUACCCACACGCACUCGAAACACCACAUGCGUGUUGGCUCUCCCUCCCCACUCACUAGCCCUUUUUCUGCCACUGCUGCUGCUUCCCCCUCUGGCCCUUCUGACCUUUCUCACGACCCCCGCGGCCUCGGCUGCAUGAAGGCAACACACACGCGUCAUAAACACACACACACACACACACACACAAGCCAUGGAGGUAAUAAGUAUUGCAUCGUCUGCUGACCUUGGUGGCCGGCCGGAAGCGCCUUCGUCACCCGCCUGGGCCUGAACGAAGCCACACACAUCGACAGACGCACACUAAUGGGUAUAUGUGUGCACGGAUUGCGUGGCGUCUCGCUUACGGUGUCGACAGGCGGCUGUGCAGCCGCUUUGGGGGGGGCUUCAGGAGCUGCCUUCUCCCUGGGCGCACUGACCUGCAUCCACUCCUUCUUGGGCGCCGUGGGCGGCAUGAAUACCUUGGCCGGCGCCCGCUUUGCCGGUUCGGCCUUGGCAGGAGGGCCCUCACCCCCAGCACCACCAACACCGCCCCCGCUCCCGCCGCUGUCCCUCGCCCUGUCCUUGUCUUUGCCCUUCUCCUUUGGUGCGCCGUCUGCCUCGCCAACGGCAUGAUGUGGCUUGACGCCCAGUGUCCGAGACAGCAGGGUGGCCGCAGCUUUGCCUUCAGUCACGCUGACUUUGGCGUGAGGGGGGUGCCGAGCGGCGGGGGCUGGGGCGGGUGCAGCCUUGGUGCCGUUGCGGGCGUCCGCCUUGCCCUUUUUGGGUUUGGGUGCGGGGGGCGGGGGCGGACGGGCCACAGACAGCCCGUGGAUGUUGGCAAACUCCUUGGCCUUCUGCUCUUUCAGCUGCAUGAAACCAGCCGAGAGAAAAAGAAAAGCAGGGUUGCGUGUGGGAAUCCGUGUGUCCAUCGGUGACCCAUCUGUGCGUGGGUGCGCACCUUUCUGUAUUUGCUGUCGCGUCUGGCGAGUAUCUCGAGGACGAGUGGCGUGAGCUGCUCAUCUUUCGCGGCCUCCUUCUGACGCUCCAACUCAGCUGCAGCAGCGAAGGCACACAUGGCACGAAUGUGGUCAGCAUUUCCUCCCUGUUCUCCCUCUCCUUCGUACCUUGCAGCUCAGCGGCACUGACGGGCUUUUGCGCUUCCUUGGGCGAUGCGAGCGACUCUAGGAAAGCCUGAUAGCUGGGGUCUGAACAGACAAUGGAGAGGGUGCAGGUGAUGAUCUGAUCUGAUCAACCUAUGUAUGGGUGUGGUCCGCGUUCAGAUGAUCUACGCACCUGAUUCGAUGGUGUCUUCCCGCUGGUCCGUGGUGGCCCGCUUCUUGGGCGCUUUCUGGUAGGGCGCGUUGGAGACCACCGCACGGAAAGACUCACCUACACAACACUCGCACGCCAGGCGUGUGUGAUGCCUCCUCCUCUUCUCGUCUCACACACACGGAGACACACCUCGGUCAUCUACGAAGGAGUGACCCUGAAAUGACCACCACACACAGAGAUCAGAUCGCAUCAGAUCAGGCCGGCCAUCCGUUGCGCCGCUCACAUGGUAGUUCUUGGCGAAGUCCUCGGCGUCUGAAGGCUCACGGAACUGAAGGUAGCAGCGGCCAUUGGAGCUCGCCUGCCGAUGGCCGUCGCCCGCGCCUCGCCGCUUGCCGGGGACGAAGUGCAGCCACUCGUACUUGCCAUCGUAGGACGCGAUAGUCUCCACAAACUGCGACUCAUCCAAAGUGGGAGGCAGCAGACGAACCACAACUGAGAAGACGGACAAAGCAAGAAUAAGCUGGAAACGGGUAUCCGCGUGUGCCUGUGUCGGUCUUACGCUUCAGAUUAGCGCGGCUGGGCCUCUUUUCUGCCAUCUGUGCAAAUGCGAGCUGAG
Molecule: messenger RNA, 1922 nt
Organism: Vitrella brassicaformis
Lineage: Eukaryota; Vitrellaceae
Source: the annotation of a GenBank genome assembly